AUGGACGGUGCUUCAGUGUCCACAGCUCCUAAACGCACGGAAGUGUCGUCGAGCUCGUCCGACUACACGAUGCCAGAACAACAAGACCUCACUCUCAAAGUCAGGCCGUGGCGGCGAAGCGUCACGCCGUGGGCUAACAUCCUCGCACACGAGUAUAAGGGCUCCGGCACUGAUGCCGACCCACACGUCGUGACGUGGCUGCCGGAGGAUCCAGAGAACCCUCAAGCCUAUAGCCAGGUGUACAAAUGGACGGUCACCAUGCUGGCUGCAACCGGUACACUCGCUGUGGGCUUUGGGUCGUCCAUGCUCUCCGCCGCAAUCACCAACCUCAUGCACGCGUUCCCUGGUCACAACAAGAUGCUUUACAUUAUGAUCACCGGUAUCUACGUUCUUGGUUUCGUCGUCGGCCCACUUGCGUGGGCGCCGUGUUCGGAAGUGUUCGGCCGCCGUGCAAUGUUUAUCUUCACAUACAUUCCCUUCACAAUCUUCAAUGCGGCAGUGUGUGGUACCAAGACGCUGAACGCCAUGCUCGUCAUGCGCUUCUUCGCGGGCACCUUUGGCAGUUCGACAAUGACUAACUCGGGCGGUGUGAUCGCGGACAUGUUUGCGGCCAAAGACCGCGGCCUCGCCAUGGGUGUCUUCGCGGCCAUGCCCUUCCUCGGUCCUGCCGUUGGUCCUGUUGCUGGUGGUUUCCUCUCAAUGAACGCCAAGUGGCAGUGGGUCGCAGCCGUCAUCGCGUUCUUCUCUGCGGCCCUCACGUUCGCCGGGUGGCUCUGGCUGCCUGAGACCUACGCUCCUGUUCUUCUCCGCGCUCGUGCUCGCAAGCUCAAGGCCGCCACCGGCAAGGUCUACCUCUGCGAGCAGGAUGUUCGCAAGCCCCUCAACACGAAGCAGCUCUUCUUCAACCAGCUGCGCGUUCCCUAUAUCCUCCUCUUCACCGAGCCCAUCGUCCUCUUCGCAUCUCUCUACAUGGCCGUCAUCUUCGCCAUCCUGUACAUGCAGUUCACUGCGUUCCCGUACGUCUUCCAGGGUUACCGCCACUGGUCGCCUGGAGUCUCGGCGCUGGCCUUUGUCGGCGUCACCGUCGGCGCCUUUAUCGCUCUCGCGAACAUCAUCUUUUACGAGAACCCGCGCUACGCCCGCAACCUCGCCAAGAAGGGCUAUCUUCCUCCCGAGGCGCGUCUCCCGAGCACGAUUAUGGGUGCGACUCUCCUUCCCGUCGGCCUGUUCAUCUUCGCUUGGACCUGCGUCCCCAUCACCAUCCACUGGAUCGGUUGUAUCAUCGCCACCGUUCCCUUCGGUGCCGGUAUUGUCAUGCUCUUCCUCGGCAUGUCCAACUACCUCGUUGACGCAUACCUGCUCAACGCUGCCUCGGUUCUUGCGGCUGGUACUGUUACGCGUUCCAUUCUCGGUGUUGCCUUCCCGCUCUUCACAUACGACAUGUAUGAGGCCAUGGGACCUAACUGGGCCGGUACGCUCGUCGCGUGCCUUUCUCUCGUCUUCAUCCCCUGUCCCAUCAUCCUGUACUACUACGGCCAGCGCAUCCGGCGCAUGACCAAGCCUGGCCGUGAGGCUGACGACCUCGGCCACAUGAUUGCCAAGAUGAUGAUGGCGCAGAUGGCCGGUGCUGGCGCUGGUGCUGGUGCUGGUGCUGGUGCCACUGCCGGCGCUGGUGCCGCACCCGCCAAGGACCAGGGCGAGAAGGUCGAGGAGCUCGACGAGUACGGCACGACGCGCGCCCGCGCCUCAGACGAGGAGGCGGGCGUGGAGGGUCGCCCACAGCUGCACCGCUCCACGACGACUGCGACGCAGCACUCCAUCCGGUCGAUGGACGAGCUCGUCGAGCUCGAGUACGCGCCUGUUGCUUACGAACUCAAGUCGGACGACGGCCACCGCUAG
This is a messenger RNA of Cutaneotrichosporon cavernicola, 1899 nucleotides long. RefSeq lists its product as uncharacterized. Gene Ontology annotation, molecular function: transmembrane transporter activity. NCBI's taxonomy places the organism in Eukaryota, Fungi, Basidiomycota, Tremellomycetes, Trichosporonales, Trichosporonaceae. Gene Ontology annotation, cellular component: plasma membrane. Gene Ontology annotation, biological process: transmembrane transport. Bases 1 to 1899 code for a protein of 632 amino acids. The record is from RefSeq and is a predicted model, not a curated record. The transcript is spliced from 9 exons.